Messenger RNA from Myxocyprinus asiaticus (Chinese sucker), 3583 nucleotides. It is a transcript of the gene rab33ba, whose product is annotated as RAB33B, member RAS oncogene family a. The record is from RefSeq and is a predicted model, not a curated record. Bases 239 to 955 code for a protein of 238 amino acids. Gene Ontology annotation, cellular component: Golgi apparatus; endosome. Gene Ontology annotation, biological process: Rab protein signal transduction. Lineage: Eukaryota; Metazoa; Chordata; Actinopteri; Cypriniformes; Catostomidae. The transcript has 2 exons. Gene Ontology annotation, molecular function: GTPase activity; GTP binding.
UACAGACCCAAACAGUGAAAGAGGACUCCGCCAGGAAUGCAUCAGCAAUAUGUGGAUUCUAGCAGUCAACUCGGCUCAUACGCUCUCCGCUUUCCGAAUUUUUGAGAUCUGCAAAAAAAGUUUUAGGAGUAGUAGAAGUUAAGUGUGCUUUUGAAUCACUGUCUAAGUUUGCACUGUGCCAGCCUGUAAGGUGACACGUACUGGGCACUUGUGUGUCUAUAGGCAUUAGGCAGACAGUAUGGCAGAUAUCGAGUCCUCUUUUGAAUUCAGCUCAUCUUUUACUAGUUCCUCGCUGCCUCCCCCACGGACUCGAAUCUUUAAAAUAAUCGUAAUCGGAGACUCCGGAGUUGGCAAGACGUGCCUCACUUAUAGAUUCUGUGCGGGCAAGUUUCCAGACAAGACUGAGGCCACUAUAGGGGUGGAUUUUCGGGAGAAGAUUGUCGAAAUAGACGGCGAGAAAAUCAAGGUUCAGUUGUGGGACACUGCAGGUCAGGAGCGCUUCCGUAAAAGCAUGGUUCAGCACUACUACCGUAAUGUCCACGCUGUGGUGUUUGUCUACGAUGUCACAAAUGCUGCUAGUUUCCGAAGCCUUCCGGCGUGGAUCGAGGAGUGCCGUCAGCACGCUCUGGGUCAAGAGGUGCCCAGAAUCCUGGUUGGCAAUAAAUGUGACCUGCGCCAUGCCGCUCAAGUAAGCACUGACGUAGCACAGCAGUUUGCUGAUGCCCACUCAAUGCCUCUGUUUGAGACCUCAGCCAAGAACCCCUUUGGAAACGAUGAAGGCAGUCGGAAUAAUAGUGACCACGUUGAGGCCAUUUUUAUGACUGUGGCGCACAAGCUGAAAUCUCAGAAACCGCUGGUGUUAAGUCAGCCACCUAGUGGAUCGGGAGAUAUCGUUACUCUAAGGAAGGAAGAGGAGGACGGGGGAGCCUGGGGUUGUGGCUGCUGGAGGAGCUAAUGAUGGGAAGCCUGUGCAAGAAAGGGAACGAGUCAUUGCUUUACAGGGUGGGGCCUACAAAUGCGAGGAUGCACAGAGGCUUCAGGAUUGAUGAAAUUAAGAUACAUGUUAUUAAGGGAGAUGUUAACCAUCAUCAAGAUUCCUGUUUUUAUCAGAUGUGCAGAAUCUGGCCAUUAUUUUAAAAGGAAAUAGCACAAGGAAUUUUUUUUACAUGCAUGUAGGCCCACCCACCUUAUGUAUCCUAGCUUCAGACCACUGUACAUCAGCCUCUGUUCAGCUCAUAUACCUCCCCACCACCACUGCCACACACAGAUGAACAAAUUUGCCUACUAGAUUUAGUCAGGAAAGUGGUUCCAAAGGGGAAGUAUAGGGUGAAAUCACCAUAAACAAAACAUUCCCUUUUUCAUCACAUCUAUUAAACAGUUUUCCCACCAAAAUUAGAUGCCAAAUCUGGUUUUGUGGUUUGUUCUCUCCCUCUAUCUCACACCACACAUACAGGCACUUCCUGUGAACGUUUUCAGUUCUCUCAAGUGAAACAACAAACCUGCUCACACUCUCACAAAUGCAUAUUAGUUGUUAUUAGUGAUGCUAAUAGAGAAAAACAAGGGAUGAAUUUAAAAGCUGAUAUCCUUUCCUUCGUAAAGACAGUCCUAGUCCACUGCCAGUAUUUAUUUAUUUUUCUUCUAGCAGUCAUUCAGGUGAACAAUAUUUACUGUUAAAACAAGUGGGUAAUUCAUGUUAUCAAAUCCUUACUGUUAAUCCGUUCAUAAUUGUGGAUUUGUGAAAGCCAGACUUCUGGUAAAAAUGGACAAGACUUCUCUAAUGCUGUUUACUUCAGUGUCCACAAUCAGGUGUGGUAUGCAGUAUGGCGGAAAUAUCACAGUAUACCUUGCAGCUUUGCUAGGCCAAAUUAUACAUUUGUGUAAUGUAUAUCACAGAUUAGUUGAUAAAUAUGCAUUUUCCUUGUUUUAUACAUGGCAUCUGCGCUGUGCAUGGUAUUGCUCUGACAGUUCUAGUGUCAGUCUCUCAUUCACUCUAUAAUCUAUCAAUACAAAUAUACAGUACUUCACAGUUGCUGAUGGAAAUAUUUUUUUCCCAGUGGCCUUUUUUGUCAUGCUAUCCAGAAUUCAGUCCAGUACAGGAGUAUUCCUUUAUGUCUUUAAUGUAGCCACAGCAGGUCCUGUGUAUUGCAUCAAAGAAGCCUCAGGUACCACCUGUUUUAUUUGUUUGGAGAGGUUUGCAUAUAAAUGACAAUUAAAGUAAAAUUAAAUAGGAGUAUGUGAUUGUUGAGGAAUUUUACAUGGUUAAUGAUGGCUCUGAAAUAUUUAAGUGCAAAGUGUUAAAUGCGUACUAAAGAAAUGUAACCUGUUUGUGCCAAAUAUUAUGAUCCUGGGCGCUUUCUGUUAUACUUGACAGAAUUAUCCUAUUGUAUUAAAGGAAUAUACUGUGUUCAAAACAAGUUAAGCUCAAUCAACUGCAUUUGUGGCAUAAAGUUGAUUACCACAAACAUUUUUUAAUAGUCCCUCUUUUUCUUAAAAAAAAAAAAAAUCUGGGUUACAGUGAAACACUUUCAAUGGAAGUGAAUGGGGCCAAUCCAUAAAUGUUAAAAUACUCACUGUUUCAAAAGUACAGUCAGAAGAUGUAAACAGUAUGAGUGUUAACAUGAUUUUAGUGUGAUAAAAUCACAUACUAAUCUUUUCUGUUUAAAGUUAUAGCCAAUUUUACAACUUCGUUGCCAUGACGAUGUAACGUCAACAAACCCUAAAAUUACUGUAAUAUUUACAGCUCAAGUAUUACAUGAGUUUUAACAGAUGAAUUAAUGUAAGUGAUUUUAUAAAAUGAUCAGCUUCAUAUUUCUGCCUUUAAACCCUCUAAAAAUUGGCCCCAUUCACUUCCAUUGUAAAUACCUCACUGUAACUUUGAUUUCUGCUUUGAAAAGGAGGGACGAGUCAAAAUAAUUAUUUGUGACAAUCAACAUUAUGCCAUAAAUGCUGUCAAUCGAGUUUAACCAGAAUAUUACUUAAAGUGCCAGAAGCAUCAUGAAGUGGAUCAGUUUUGUUAUAUCAACAGGCCACUGUGGUAAUGAUUUUAUGAAGUUUCAUUCUGGAGUGGUCAUGAUCAGCUGUGGCUCUGAGUUCACUUGUUUGAUAAUACUGAUUUGUCUCUUCACCAAAAGUACCAUUUCAAGUGUCCUUCAAACUUCUGUUAUUUUCUGUUUCAAAUAACACAAUAACAUAGUUAUCUCAGAAUCUCUAAAAAAAAAUGCUAAUGAAACUUCCAAGUUACAUGCAGACAAUAUGUGGCAUUUCAUUCAGAUGUGUAAGUGCUAAAUUUUAUUACUAUUUAUUAUUCUCAGUUAAAAGUUCAUUAUGCAUCUUUUCAACUAAAGUAUAUGAGCCAAUUCAAGUUAUCAGGGGUCAAUAGUUGAGAAAAUAGCACCUUGCAAUGCCAGAACACAAGCAUGCAAAUCAUAUAUCUUUACUAAUCAUUUUGCUGAUAAAACCCAUGUCUUCAGUCUUGGUGAGGUAGAGUGAUAAUUUUAAGGGACAAAUCAACCGUCAAUCCACUGUAAUUAAAGGGGAACACAAGAAAUCAUGGUUGUUGCAGUUUUGUUAAAAGAAUAAAGCA